This is a messenger RNA of Mus caroli (Ryukyu mouse), 570 nucleotides long. The record is from RefSeq and is a predicted model, not a curated record. NCBI's taxonomy places the organism in Eukaryota, Metazoa, Chordata, Mammalia, Rodentia, Muridae.
AUGAUCACCUUCAAUUUCUAUGACAAAACAAGCCAACUACAGGUGUGUCUUAAACAUAACAUUGAUGAAAUUGAAGGUGCUGAGCAGUUCAUUGAUGCAGCCAAGAUGAUUCCCCAUUCUGAUUAUAAUUCAUGGACUUUUGAUAAUGACAUCAUGCUGAUUAAGUUGAAGUCACCAGCUACCCUCAACUCUAAAUUAUCUACUGUUUCUCUGCCACAGUCCUGUCCAUCAGCUGGUACUGAGUGCCUUGUGUCUGGCUGGGCUGUUCUGCAAUUUGGCUUCAAGAGUCCUUCUUCUGUUCUUCAGUGUCUGAAUGCUCCGGUCCUGUCUGACUCUGUUUGUCACAAGGCCUACCCACUUCAGAUCACUAAUAACAUGUUCUGUCUUGGCUUCCUGGAAGGUGGAAAGGACUCUUGCCAGUAUGACUCUGGUGGCCCUGUGGUCUGCAAUGGACAACUCCAGGGAGUUGUUUCCUGGGGUGUCAGCUGUGCUUUGGAAGGGAAACCUGGUAUCUACACCAAAGUCUGCAACUACCUGAAUUGGAUUAAUCAGACCAUUGCUGAAAACUAA